Messenger RNA from Anopheles arabiensis, 2178 nucleotides. RefSeq names its product involucrin-like. Lineage: Eukaryota; Metazoa; Arthropoda; Insecta; Diptera; Culicidae. The transcript is spliced from 2 exons. The record is from RefSeq and is a predicted model, not a curated record. The coding region runs from base 85 to 1563 and encodes 492 amino acids.
UCUCUGGUAGUAGUUUUUUGGUGCGAAGAUAAAGUGUACGCAACCAUCAGCGCGUUUUGGGUCGAGCAUCGACACUGCACCACAAUGCGUAUGUUCAUUAUCCCAUGCUGCCUGGCCCUGCUGGUGGCAUUGGCCACUGCGGAAAAUCCUGCCGAGCAGCAGCAGCAUCAGCAGGCCGAACAGAGAAGCGUAGAAGCUGAGUCAAAGGAUUCUCAACGUCUAGAGAAACGAGGAGCAUCGCUGGACGAAUGGAGCCACCUGUCGCACGGAUACGCCGAGCAGCACGGCUACCAGCAGUAUCAGCCGCAGCAGGCGCACUAUCACCAACAGCCGCAGCACCACUACCAGCACCAGCACGUCAAGUACGAGGAACCGAUCAAGACGAUCACGAUCGAGAAGAAGUACCCGGUGCCGUACACCGUGCACAAGCACUUCCCGUACACGGUCGAGAAGAAGGUGCCGUACGAGGUGAAGGUACCGAUUCCGAAGCCCUACCUGGUGGAGAAGAAGGUCCCGGUGCACAUCAAGGAGUACGUGAAGUACGCUGUCCACGUCCCGGAACCGUACACCGUGUACAAGAAGAUCCCGUACGAGGUGAAAGUCCCGGUCGAUAAGCCGUACGAGGUGAAGGUGCACGUCCCGAAGCCGUACAUCGUGGAGAAGAAGGUGCCGUACGAGGUGAAGGUCCCAGUGCCGGUCCCAGUUACCGUCGAGAAGAAGGUGCCGUACGAGGUGAAGUAUGAGGUGGCCGUCCCGAAACCGUACACCGUCUACAAGAAGGUCCCGUAUGAGGUGAAGGUCCCGGUUGACAAGCCGUACAAGGUGGACGUCCUGAAGCCGGUCAAGGUGGAGGUUUUGAAGCCGUACCCGGUGGUAGUGGAGAAGAAGGUCCCGUAUGAGGUGAAGGUGCCCGUGGACAAGCCUUAUGAAGUAGAGGUGCCACGCCCGGUGAAGGUUGCCGUUAAGGUCCCAGUGCCAGUGCCGUACACGGUCGAGAAGAAGUUCCCGUACACGGUGGAGAAGCCGGUGCCGUACGAGGUGAAAGUGCCGAUCGAUCGCCCAGUGCCCGUCUACAAGGAGGUGAAGUUUGCCGUCCACAAGGAGGUGCCAGUGCCGGUGAAGGAGAAGGUCAUUGUGCCGGUGCACGUGAGCGAGAAGAAGCCCGAAGCCGAGUACCACCAGGAACUGAUCCAGGAGCAGCAGCACCAGCAGCAUCACCAUGAGCAGCCGCAGCAGCUCGUGCAGUACGAACAGCAGCAUCAGCAACAGGAACAGUACUACCACGAUCAGCCACAGGCCCUGGCUUACCACGCGGAACCGCAGCAGGUUGUGUACCAUCAGGAGGCGCCAGCCCACACUGCCUACCAUCAGGAGAUCCAGCACCAUCAGCAGCAGCAGCACCAGCAGCACCAGCAGCAGCAGCAGCAGCAGCUGCAUCACCAGCAGGAGCAGCAGUACCACCAGUACCAGCAGCACCAGCAGCAGAUCUACAACGCUCACCAGCAGCAGCAGUACCAGCAGCAGGAGCAAAACCAUCACCAGCAGCACUACGAAUCGCACUAAAGGGCGGUGAUGCGUGAUCCCCCGUGCCAGACCGACAAUCCGGACGAUGUGAUAAACUGUUCGCCUUAAUUCUAAGAAGUUCAUAUACCUUGCCUCGUGACGCUUUGCAGCAAAAAAAAAAAACAAAAUCGGUUGUGCCGCGAUUGAACGGGUGUCGCUACCUGCUCCGUCCGCAAGAUCGAAAGAGUCCUUCGUUUCGCGCGACUCGUGUUUAUGUAUAACGCUUUACUGUUUAAGAUUAGCCCCAGCCAGUGUGUCAGCGAGUCAGCCGGCUUUGCCAAAAGAGAACUGACCCAGACGCAAGCAAGCGCCAAAAUUGGGAAUGUAGAGUCAAUGGAAACAAAAAAAUCUUGAAAUAUUCGGAUGCACCAAUCGAGCUGCAUGGGUCGAGAAAUGUCGCAGCCUUAACUGCUCCGGUCAGAUGCAGCCACAUUGACUAAAGGACUGGGAAGAUGUGUGCGUGCAUUUGGCUGGAGCCGUUACCGAUCGGGGCGAAAUGAACGACCACAGGUGGCGCGUUUGGCGAUAUUUGCAUCAAGUUGUUGUUAGUUGUUGUAUCGAAUGACUGAAAAUAUUAAAACAGAAAAAAAGAUAAAUAUACAAAAAAGUUAUGAU